This is a messenger RNA of Penicillium brevicompactum, 969 nucleotides long. RefSeq names its product Short-chain dehydrogenase/reductase SDR. NCBI's taxonomy places the organism in Eukaryota, Fungi, Ascomycota, Eurotiomycetes, Eurotiales, Aspergillaceae. Bases 1 to 969 code for a protein of 322 amino acids. The record is from RefSeq and is a predicted model, not a curated record. The transcript is spliced from 6 exons.
AUGUCCACCAAUCAACAGAUUCUUCGCUCCGAGGUGAUCCUCGAGAAAUAUGGAAAGAAUCUCGAAGGAAAAACAGUCCUAAUCACUGGAGUCUCCGACGACUCCAUCGCCGGCGAGCUGGCAGUGCAACUCGCCAGCGCCGAUCCAGCCCUCUUGAUCCUGAGCGCUCGUGCUGAGUCCAAGGUAGCUGGAAUUCAGGCAAAGAUCAAAUCAGCCAAGCCAGAUGUCAAGACUCGCUUCUUGCAUAUGGACCUCAGUGAUUUGGACGCUGUGCGAAACGCCGUCGAGAGCCUACACGACGUGACCCACAUUGACCAUCUGGUUUGCGUGGCCGGCGUAAUGUUCCCACCUUAUAGUAAGACCAAGGAUGGAUUCGAAAGCCAGCUCGGUGUGAACUAUCUGGCCAACUUUGUCCUUGUCAAAUUGCUCCUGCCCAAGGUUCGCGCUGCUGGUCCAUCCUCGUCUAUCGUCAUCAUGGCUUCCUCUAUGGCUCGACAGGGAAAAGUGUACUUUGGUGAUGUAAACUUUAGUAACGGCGAGACCUAUGAUCCUAUGGUUGCAUAUGGCCAAUCGAACGCUGCUAGAGUUAUGUUUGCCAAAAGUCUCGGCGAGAAGCUGAAGAAUGAGAAGAUCCGUGUCUUUAGUGUGGAUCCUGGUGCGGUUCACUCUGGCUUGCAGCGACACUGCCCUCCUGAAUUUCUCGACCAGGUCGCUGAAUGGAAGAAGGCUGGACCAAUGGUUGAUUUAGAUGGAAAUUCCUACGAGAUUCCCCCUUGGACCGGUACCUCUGAAGGAGCAGCCACGGUCAUCACCGCGAUGAUCGACCCGACCAUCAAGGGCAACGGGUCAUACCUCAACCAGAACGCAGUCUCGGAUCACGAACUGCACACCCACCUUACGAACACAGCUAACUGGGCCGAGCUGUGGGAAAUGAGUGAGAAGAUGACUAGCGAGAAGUUCUCUGUUUAA